This is a messenger RNA of Polyodon spathula (Mississippi paddlefish), 1873 nucleotides long. Its product is annotated as zinc finger protein 410-like. The coding region runs from base 249 to 1622 and encodes 457 amino acids. Gene Ontology annotation, cellular component: transcription regulator complex; PcG protein complex. The record is from RefSeq and is a predicted model, not a curated record. Lineage: Eukaryota; Metazoa; Chordata; Actinopteri; Acipenseriformes; Polyodontidae. Gene Ontology annotation, molecular function: RNA polymerase II cis-regulatory region sequence-specific DNA binding; DNA-binding transcription factor activity, RNA polymerase II-specific. The transcript is spliced from 13 exons. Gene Ontology annotation, biological process: regulation of transcription by RNA polymerase II.
AGAUGCUCCGUAGAGAGAAAAUUAUUUAGACGUACAUUUUUGUAAACAGAGAAGGAAAGAGUAGCUACAAUACAAAUGGAAAUAAACUUCAGAAAACUGGCUGCCAAUCACGUUAGGGGUGAAUUGAAGGUAUAGAAGUGUCUUUAUGAAAAUGAAAAGCUGAAACUAAUCAGAUGAAUGCUGGGAGCAACAGUCAGUGACCAUCCUGAAAAAAUCAGUUGUAACCCAAGGUCUCAAAGGUUGAAUCCAUGCUCUCAGAUGAACUGGACUCCAAACCUGAGCUGCUGGUUGAGUUUGUUCAGAACGCAUCAAUCCCUUUGGGGCAAGGGCUGGAAGAGACUGACCCCAAGGGGACAUGUUUACCCCUGCUUCCAUACUCCGAAAACUCAGUAUAUAGCCAGCUACAGUUAGCAGGUACUGGCCUAAGCCAUCAAGCUUCUCUAGCCUUAUCUGAUUAUGAAAAUGAGAGAGAGUCAUUAAUGGUGCAGCUGCAGCCUCACAGAUCUGUGAAUAUCUCCCCCACUCCCAGCUUGCCUUCGGUUUUACAUGAUUUACAGCAAACGGACAGCACAUCCUUCAUACUUCUGAACCUAGCCAAAGGGCUGGCCGCCUCUGCAGAGCCCUUGGUGUUUGUACAGGAUGAAGUCUAUGAUUCCGAGAAUGAGUUUUCUACCAGCGAGAACCCAGAUGGCAGCACACCCUGGUAUCUCCGAGUCCAGGAGCUGGCACACGACAGUCUGAUAGCUGCUACACGGGCACAGCUGGCAAAGGAUGCCAAAGCAAGCAACAGUGGCGACCACUUGCAUUGUUACCAAUCUGAGGGACCAAAGAAAGAAGUGAACCCCUCAGGGGAGCACCCACAGAAUGAAAAGAGCCUGAAGUGCACAUUUGAAGGGUGUCGGAGGACUUUCACCUGGCCAGCUCACCUCAAAUACCAUUUAAAAACACACAAGAACGAUCGGAUGUUCACGUGUCGUGCUGAAGGCUGUGGUAAGAGUUUCUAUGUGUUGCAAAGACUGCAGGUCCAUAUGAGGACACACAAUGGAGAGAAACCUUUUAUCUGCAAUGAGAAAGACUGCGGGAAGAGAUUUACAACAGCUGGAAACUUGAAGAACCAUAAAAGAACACAUACCGGAGAAAAGCCCUUUUUGUGUGAAGCAGAAGGUUGUGGGCGCUCCUUUGCUGAGUACUCCAGUCUGCGGAAACACAUGCUUGUGCAUUCAGUGUGCUAUGUUUCAGGAGAGAAGCCACACCAGUGCACCUUCUGUGGGAAAUCCUUUUCCCAGAGUGGCAGCAGAAACGUUCAUAUGAGGAAGCGUCACAAUGCUGCUGCUCCUGCCAGUGACACAAGGGGAGAGGCUGGGGAUGCUCUGACACACAGCAGCUUGCUGGAGGACGAGGGGAUAGUGAGUGAGAACGUGGUUUCCAUGGCAACGCAAUGCUCUUUGGAAGUGGAAAGGAUCAAUCUGCAUCACACCAUGCUCAGAGUGGCGGAAGACUCUUCCGUGGCAAAUAACAUUCCUUCUGCAUCCAUGGUCAUCCUAUCACAACCACAUGACCUAGUUUCCAUGGCUACAGGAGGACAUACCUAUGGGGAGGAAGUUGUGGCUUUAUUGCAAUAAAAACUUUUUUUUUUUAAUGUUAAGCAUCUGAGAAGACAUUAAGAGAACCUGGCUGCCUCCUGCAUAUCUUUUCCAUUGGUCUGGAUAACAGAAAUCCCCAAAGAUGAAAGCACUGGGCUGAAUCAGAAGACAGAAAAUGAGUCUGCUCUUGAAUUCUUCCAUAGCUACCUGUUAGCCAGGAGUUUACGCGAGGAAAGUAAAUGCUGCAUAUUGUUACAGGCUACAAAUAAUAAAAAAAUUAAAAAAGAGUA